UCUUUCACAACACACCACACAGUUCGGACUUCAGGAAAAUCGAAACUCAGAACACUGUCUAUCUCUCUCUCUCUCUCUGCCUGUUUGUGAAAGCAAGAAAAUGGCAGAGGCCAAUAUUUCAAUAGAUCAGGAUAAGUUUAUUUGUCCAGUGUGUCUGGAUAUCCUGAAGGAUCCUAUAACUGUUCCAUGUGGUCACAGUUACUGUAAGGUUUGUAUUAAUGAUUUCUGGGAUGGGGAAGAUCUGAAACGUGUCUACAGCUGCCCCCAGUGCAGAGAGACUUUCACCCCAAGGCCUGUUCUACGCAAGAACAACAUGCUGGCUGAAGUGGUGGAAAAACUAAAGAAGACUGAACUCCAAGAUGCUUUUCUUGCCCACUGUUACGCUGGACCUGGAGAUGUGGAGUGCGAUUCCUGCAGUGGAAGAAAACAAAAAGCUGUCAAGUCCUGUCUCGUGUGUCAGGCUUCCUACUGCGAAGAUCAUCUUAAACCUCACUAUCAGUCUCAGGCUUUUAAGAAGCAUAAGUUAAUCGAAGCCUGGGCAGGGCUCCAAGAGAAGAUCUGCUCUCAGCAUGACAAACUGAUUGAGAUCCACUGUCGUACAGACCAAAGCUUCAUCUGUUAUUUGUGUACGAUGGAUGAACACAAAGGCCACGACAUGGUUGUAGCUGAAGCUGAAAGAAAAGAAAAACAAAUUGAACUAUUGGAGGAGCAGAUAAAAUCUGAGCAAAUGAUCCAGGAGAAGCAAAAGAAGAUACAGGAACUGAAACAGACUGUGGACAAUAUUAAGAUUUGUUCCCAAAAAGCAGUAGAUGACAGUGAGAGGACUUUCACGGAGCUGAUCAGCUCCAUAGAGAAAAGGCGCUCUGAGGUGAAGGAGAUGAUCAGAGCGCAGGAGAAAGCAGAACUUAGUCGGGCUGAACAUCUCCUGAAGCAACUGGAGCAGGAGAUUGCUGAUCUUGAAAGGAAAAUCACUGACAUGGAGCAGCUUUCACACACACACGAUCACAUCCACUUUCUCCAGACCUUCUUGUCUCUCUGUGUUUCUCCUGGAAGUGACUCCUCACACAUCGCUGUCAAUCAAACUAUCUCAUUUGAAGGAGUAAUGAAAUCUGUCUCAGAGCUGAAAAAACGAGUCGAGGAAAUCUGUCAGGGUCAAAUGUACAGAAUUGCAGUACAAGAAGAUUUCUGUUAUCUGACUCUGGAUCCAAACACAGCACAUCGUAAGCUCGUUCUGUCCGAAAACAACCGAGAAGUUACACACGUGAAGAAGAAACAGAAUUGCUUUGAACAUCCAGAGAGAUUUGACCACUGGGUUCAGGUAUUGUGUAGGGAGAGUGUGAGUAGACGCUGUUACUGGGAGGUGGAGUGGAACGGAAAUAACAUGUACAUUGCAGUUGCAUAUAAAGAGAUCGGCAGAAAAGGAGGGAGUAUUGAGUGUGCAUUUGGACGCAACAGUCAAUCCUGGAGUCUCCGAUGCUGUUCUUCUUCUGUCUCUUUCCUCCACGACGACAUAACGACUAAGCUCCAAGGUUCAGUGUCCUCCAGAAUUGGAGUGCAUGUGGACCACAGUGCAGGAACUCUGUCCUUCUACAGCAUCUCUGACGUCAUGAGGCUCCUCCACAGAGUCCACACCACAUUCACUCAGCCUCUGUAUGCUGGUUUCAUGAUAUGGGAAUACGAUUCCACUGUGAAGUUGUGUCAUCCAGUAGUGCAUGUUGAUGAAAGUGAUGAGGAGUCAGAUUAAUUUAGGAUAUGAUUUGACCAAAUAUGAUUCAGGUGAAUGAGGAUGGUCUUACAAUGCAGUAAAAGAACCGAGGUAUCAACUGACUCUUAAACGAAAUGUUUAUAAUUAGUGAAUAAUUAUAGAAUGCUUCUUAGACCUGCUAGUGAAAUGUGUUUGUAUAAUUUUGACUAAUUUCAGUUAUUUUGGUCAUUCUGACAAUACAGUAAUAUAUAAAUAUUUAAAACAUGCUUAUUGAAUCCAUUCAUAAUGAACAAGGAAAUAAAUGUAUGGUGUGAGUACAGAAAAUAUUAAAAACUCUUCCAAACAUAAAUUG
Messenger RNA from Silurus meridionalis, 2057 nucleotides. RefSeq names its product tripartite motif-containing protein 16-like. The record is from RefSeq and is a predicted model, not a curated record. Bases 101 to 1744 code for a protein of 547 amino acids. The transcript is spliced from 5 exons. Gene Ontology annotation, molecular function: protein binding; zinc ion binding. NCBI's taxonomy places the organism in Eukaryota, Metazoa, Chordata, Actinopteri, Siluriformes, Siluridae.